ACACAGAUAUCGUGUCCUGCAUGUAUUAAUGUAGAUGUGUAUAGAAGUUCUCUGGCCACACAUGCUGAUAAGAUUAUAUAAGAAGAUUUCUAUUUUGUCAAUAAACCGUUCAGAAGAUCCAUAAGGUUUGAAUUCGUCUAAGAUGAAUCUAGCUGUAUUUCUGCGAACUUCUUUCCUACUUUUCUGUUGCUACGCACCAAUCUCAAUUGCAAGUGAGUGCGCAUGUGCAACAGAUGACGUACACGUCAGAUCCGGUGCCGGUACAACCCAUCACAUCCUGGGUACUUUACCUACUGGAACCUGUCUUGCAUUCAAAGGACACUUGCACUCAGCUGGUGGCAUGCACUGGGCCAAUGUUGACUACCAUGGACAGAAUGGUUGGAUAUCCUCAACAUACCUUACGUUUAAAUCGUGCUCACUAACAACAUCUCAUAAUACGGGCACUUCUCACUCCUCCUCUGGUUGUCCAACCAUCAUCAGUCGUAGCGAGUGGGGAGCGCGUGCGCCAACCCAUCAUAAUGGAGCACUUCCGGCAACCCCUGGCCACGUUUAUAUUCACCACGGGGCUACCCCUGGCUGUCACACUAAAGCUGAAUGCAUUAAACGAGUCCAGUCUUACCAGAAUUAUCAUAUGGAUUCACACGGAUGGUCAGACAUCGGUUACAGUUUCAUUAUCGGGGAGGAUGGUAACAUUUAUGAGGGUCGAGGCUGGAAUACAAUCGGAGCCCACACUCUGCAUCAUAACACCGAUGGACUGGGAUUUUGUGUCAUGGGAGACUUUACGUCACAUGUACCAAACGACCUGGCUAUAAACGCAGUGAAGAGCCUGAUUGAUUGCGGCGUGAAAACCGGAAGGAUCACCCACAACUAUGUGUUAAAAGGUCACCGAGAUGUCGGACAGACGGCGUGUCCCGGAGAUAAAUUAUACGCCUUGAUAAAAACAUGGCCGCAUUAUCACCAUUAGAACAGCCUUAAUGUCAGAAAAUGAUUUAAUUAGAAAAAUAAAUA
Molecule: messenger RNA, 1008 nt
Organism: Saccostrea cuccullata (small rock oyster)
Lineage: Eukaryota; Metazoa; Mollusca; Bivalvia; Ostreida; Ostreidae
Product: peptidoglycan-recognition protein SC2-like
Exons: 6
Coding region: 143-964 (273 amino acids)
Biological process (GO): peptidoglycan catabolic process
Molecular function (GO): N-acetylmuramoyl-L-alanine amidase activity; zinc ion binding
Source: RefSeq, a predicted model, not a curated record